This is a messenger RNA of Suillus plorans, 549 nucleotides long. RefSeq lists its product as uncharacterized. The coding region runs from base 1 to 549 and encodes 182 amino acids. The transcript is spliced from 3 exons. The record is from RefSeq and is a predicted model, not a curated record. Lineage: Eukaryota; Fungi; Basidiomycota; Agaricomycetes; Boletales; Suillaceae.
AUGUCGUGGAAUCAAUCAGGCAGCGAAAAGGUGCAUUUUGAGUUGCUCUCAUCACCUUCCCAUCUGAUUCAGAAUAUAGCUGCAGCAAAUAAUCCUGUUGGUCCUGGAUGCAGGACUGUCAAUGCAGCAGCUGUAGAUCCAAACAUCAAUGUGCUUCCAAAUCACACACAGGUCACAACAGGCUCGUCUUUGACAAGUUCUCAUGGCAUCAAUCAUCCAGACCCUAUUUUCAAAGAUCUGCCAUUUUCCCCUGGUGACAAUGGAGACCUCAAAUAUUGUGAAUUCCAGGUCAAUGAUAUCAAAGUCAAACAUCACCCCAAUAGCGGGAUCCCAACAAAAGUUCAUGUGUUUGGUGAUUUCAAGCGCCAUCCAGCCCAUUACUCCUCAUGGUCCGCUCCUGAACCUGAUACCCAACCUUGGUGUCCCUUCAAGUCUUGUUUAGAGUUUGAUAUCACUGAAAUCACCCUUGAAGCAGCCUGUCAUAUCCCAUAUAUUCAUGCUUCUCUUCCGGACUUCGGACCCUUAGAUCCGGUCCGGUCCGAUGCAUAG